CCCACUCACUGCUCACUGCAGAUCCACAGAGUAGACUACUGGCAUUGAGGAGUUAGACCCAAACUUUCCCCCCAAGAGAAUUUUACAUUAAAAUCCGUGUUUUUUUUCUCGUCUGUGCAGAUUUUCAGUUUUGUUCUCUUCUCAGAGGUUUUCCGCUUUUGUUCUAUUUUUAAUUGUGCGGUUUUUUUUACUUUAUCCAUGUUGAAAUGGAAUAUGAGGAGUUCCCCAGAGAGCAGCUAUCAAGGUUUUGAGUUUUUACACAGCCGCUGUGACUGCUCCUCCCGUGGAUGAAGAUGGACCCUCCCGCCCUGUGCGUCCUCCAGACUCUGCUGGUGCUGAUGAUCUUGCCCCCCGUUGCCUCUCUGCCCUGUCCCCGGCCUUGCUCCUGCCCACAGCCCACUGAGCUCCACUGCACCUUCCGCUCCCUCCUCACCAUCCCAGUUGCUGUAUCCAAACACGUGGAACGCAUGAACCUGGGGUUCAAUAGCAUUAAUAAGAUCACAGAUAGAUCGCUGGCUGGCCUGAGGAAGUUGGAGCUUCUGAUGGUCCAUGGGAAUGACAUCCACAGUCUACCAGAUGGAGUCUUCAGAGACCUUAAUUCACUACAGAUGUUGAAAAUUAGCUACAACAAGCUGAAGGAGAUCAACAGACACACCCUUCAAGGUCUAUGGGCCUUGGCCAGGUUACAUCUGGACCACAACCGGCUAGAGUUCAUCCACCCAGAUGCCUUCCAGGGCCUCACCUCUCUGCGACUGCUGCAGCUGGAAGGCAACAGGCUUCAGCAGCUGCACCCAGCCACCUUCACCACCUUCACUCUAAUGGACUACUUCCAUGUCUCCACUCUGAGGCACCUCUACCUGUCAGACAAUGGGUUGAGAUCACUGCCUUCCAGGCUGGUGGCCACCAUGCCUCAGCUGGAGAACCUGUACCUCCAUGGGAACCCUUGGACAUGUGACUGCAACAUGAAGUGGCUCCAUGAAUGGGAUAAAACCUCACCAGGUGUCUUGAAAUGUAAAAAGGACAGGGCCCUUCCCGGUGGCCAGCUGUGUCCUAUGUGCUCCUCUCCUAGGCACCUUCAGAGGAAAGAGGUCCAAGCCAUGGAGAACCUGUCCUGCAGCAGCCCCGUCAUCAGCUCUCCUCACAGGACUUCCGCACCUGAUGAUGUUGAGAGUGAGGUCAUGACUAUGGAGGAAUUCAGUGAAACAUUUGGAAACGUCUCCCUGGGCUUGUCAGAUGAACACGGGAAUGAGGUGGAUCUAGAGUGUAGCAUUGGCGAGCCGAGAGAGCUUACCAAGAUCAAUGGGGAGCAGGUCAACCAGGUCCAACUGGCCUCCAACAUCACCUUUUCAGUGGAUCUUGAAUGCCCUGUUGAUAGAGAAAAGUAUGAGCGACUGUGGAGGCUAAUCGCAUACUACAGCAAUGUGCCAGCCCAUUUACAAAGGGGGGUUAUGCUCAGUAAAGAGCCUCAUCCAACCUAUGUGUAUAGGCAGGACCCCGAGAAGGAUGCCCUGUACUACACAGGAGUUAAAGUUAAUAUGAUGGCCCAGCCGGAAUGGCUGAUGCAGACAUCUGCAGACCUUCAGCUGAACAGACUUCAAUCAUCAGCCAAGGUGGUAAAAUUGAUCCUGAGCACAGACUUCUCGGAGACAGUGGAGGCAGAGCUGGUGCGAAGACAGAGGAGGACGUGGGUCAUGAUCGAGUCAACAAACACAACCCGCAAAGUGUUGAGUGCUAUCCUGGGAAGCCCGAGUCAAAUGUACUGUAACGUGCACAGUUCUGGCCAACCAGUCAUCCACUGGAUGCUGCCAGAUGGCUCAAAGGUGGAGGCACCGUACAGCAGUCCAGACAACAGGGUGUCUGUGUCCAGUGAAGGACGGCUGGUCAUUAAAGCUGUCAGCCACUCAGACUCAGGAAUUUACUACUGCAUUGCUAAGGUUCAUGGAGACCUUGCUGUCCUACCAUUCCAUCUGACAGUGCAGGAAUCCUCUAGCCCUCCCCCAGGGGAGGAUGCCUCAAUUACACCUAUCGAGGGAUUUGCAGGGAGCCCCAUUUCCCUGCCUUGCACGUCAUCUGGUUCUCCUGAUGCAGAAAUUAACUGGAUUCUACCAAGCAGCAACAUAGUUAGUCUCCAAGCCAACUCCUCUAGAGCUUUGGUCUUUUCCAACGGCACUCUACACAUUCCACAGACUCAGUUAUUAGACAGUGGUUAUUAUAAAUGCAUUGCCAUAAAUCAACAUGGUGUGGAUACACUGGCUACAAAAAUCACUCUUGUCAGGCGCAAAGGGCUGAUAAGGCCUUUGAGAAAGUUUCCACUAAGACCUCAGUCAGCCUCAGGGGUCAACACUCAGAUUAAGGUCCCGACAGAGGAUACAGAGGAGGCAUCAGGGGACACUGAGGUUACUCAGGUGGGGGCUCCAAUAAGUCGUGUGGAUCCUGUGAGGAGGAGAAUUCCAGGAGGUGUGGCCACAGGCAGGAGGGGCAUCCAUCCAUUGAGGAGGAGGCCACUAAUGCGAAAACCAACAGGAUCACGUAUUGAAGACAGGAAGAAUGUAGUUGAGAACAGGAGGAAGAUUAACACGACAAAGAGUAAAAUAGACCCAGAGAAAUGGGCGGAUAUUUUGGCAAAGAUAAGGGAUAGAAAUUCUCAGAAUACUGUGACACCACUCCCAGUUCAGCAUACAACAGAGAGUAAAAUGACAGAGCAGACAACACAGUCAGAAGAAACUACUGAGGGAUCAUCUGAUGGCGUGACUGAGCAGGAAAAAGAGAGCCAGGAUUUCUUCACAACACUACACACUCCAGUGCAACAUACAAAAAUGAAAACUAAUAAACACAAUACACAAGGUCAAGGCGCACAUGUGACAUCUAAUAGCUACACUGCUGAUGAUACACAUGAUAUGACAUUAAACAGUCAGCACACACACAGCAUACAUGCUACAGAACCACACACAACACAGACUACAUAUAAUGUGCAACACAAAACCCCUGAUAUGAACUUGGAUCUACACACAACUUCAAACAGUGUGUUUUUCCUCCCACAGACCACAUCUGUUCCCCUACACGCUGUCACUUUCUGGCAGGCUAACACAAACAUUGCAAGCAGCAGCAGUACAUUGUCUCUACAAGAGAACCAUAGCACAAAUACAGAUGUUGAUGGAGUCAAAACAGCUGAUUGGUCCAAGGCAUCGGAGAGGAGCGAGAAUAUGGAUAAACCAAAUGUUGUUGCCAGCUCUAAUAAUGACAGAGAACUCCUUUCAAGUGGAAGUCAAAUUAUCCCGUCGGUCAACCCAAAUGAAUCAGCAACAAGCCAAGAGGAAAAUGGAAAAUAUCUCAGUGAGACUGUAACAACCUCACAGCCGCAUACUCAGCCAAAGGACACAGCACUUGAUAAUUCACAAUCUCGAGCAAUGCUCACAACAGCAUCUCCAGCAACUACACUUGUACCCACGACUUCAAGGAGGUGGGGGUCUGAAGGACAAUCGCCCCUACGACAACCUAACUCUAGGAGAAGGAAUGGGGGUCGUCGGAGAAAGCCAAACAGAAGGAAACAAAAGCUGAAUAAACCCACCCAGUUUAUUGCCACCACACCUGCAAAUGCUCCCCUAGCAACAGUCAGGACCACCGCCUCCAAACAGCUAAAAAUAGAAGCAUUAGAAGUUACAACAGCCAAUUUCAAUACCACUGUUCCAUUCAGCGGCAGCCAAGCAGCGUCAUCAGGCAGACUGAGUCAUGAAGAAAGCACAGACUCAGGGCAUGGCGCCGAGGCAGCCACCAAACUCUCUUCAAUACCAGCUUCUCCCCCCGAAACAAACGACAGCCUUCUACUGCUGGCCAAACCACUAUUCAAAAGUACAUCAGUGGCACCAUCAUUUCCAACAACCUCUCCAGGAGUGGGUCACGGAAAGACGAGUUCUCAAACAGUCUUGGGAAUCUCAGAGAGUGCAUCUCCUGCAGUACGCUUGGAUAUGUUCACAUCAACCACUCAGCAGAUGUUUAUAGAGAGCCCUCUUCCACCUGUUAAACCCUUAGAGGAGACACAAAGGGUAAGCGUUACGGGACACCUUGGACCUGUGCUUCACUCUGACAAUUCCUCUGGGAGUUUUCACACUAUAACACAAGUGCAAACAGAUGUUGGGCAGAAUCAAUCAGACCAUCAAUACACACCCAUGGAAAAGGAUGGAAAGAUGAAUUUGAAAGAAACUGACAUGCAUUUUUCACUGCUGCCAUCCCCAUCUGCCUCAGCUGCUUCCUCGAUCGAGCAUGAAAUCAAGGCAACCUCUGGAUACAUGACAAGUGGCUUAGUUACAACUCCGAGCAUGCUUGAGGGUGAAGUGGACACAGAACAGGUAACCACAAAGACACCUACAGUCCCUGAAAGAUCUUAUCAUAGUUUUAGUCAAAAUAAAAUCCAGAGCAGUGAGUCAGAGGUAGAUAAGCAUCUUGAAGAAACUGCACACGUAGGAAUUAAUGUUGAUGCUCUUAUAACAAUACAUCCUUCUGCUACGUGGUUGAGGCCUGAUGUUGUGAUCCCAUCCAGAGUGGCACCGCAUGUCACUUUAUUACCUGAAACUUCUUCUACAGGACCCAUAAUGGGCCCUUCACUAAGAGCCACCACUCAGGAGGCUCCCAGGAUCAGCAACAUUCCAGACAACAACAGUCAAGACCAAGAAAUCCAAUCCAUCACCACAACAGAGCCUCAGAGAACAUUAGACUACCAUCCUGCAACGCAGUCAAUUAACCACAAACUGGAUUUGUUUAUUAGUAUAAACCCAACCUCCCCAGCCCUAAAAUUGACCAGCAGACAGACAUUCAAGCAGACGACCAUCCCUGCCCCAACAAUUGCUACUGUCCAAACUGAUCCCUUCAGAGAGGGACUGCUAACAAGCACUCAUGACGUGUCCAGAAAGCACCAGCUACCUGGACAAGGAUCUAUUCCAAGAGGGAAGCCAAGGAUAACUAAGAGCAAUUUCCAGACUUUAACUGUUAAAGCUGAAACAGAUGCUCAGCUUCCCUGUGAGGCUGAGGGUGAGCCAAUGCCCUUCCUGUCAUGGACUAAAGUUGCAAGUGGGACGAGUAUUGCUCAGAACACCAGGAUCCAGAGGUUUGAGGUCCAUCAAAAUGGUACAUUAAUCAUCAGGAACACACAUCCCAUGGAUGGGGGCCAGUACCUGUGCACUAUCCAGAACCAGUAUGGCACAGACAAAAUGGUGAUCAACCUUGUGGUCCUGUCUCAGCAUCCGCGGGUACUCCAGCCUCGGCACAGAGACAUCACUACGCAUCUAGGCGGCAAUGUAGAUUUAGAGUGUAAAGUGGAGGGGCACCCUACGCCUCGAGUCACAUGGGUACUCCCUAACCAUGUCCACAUGGCUGUUGUCCCACUUGGUGUUGCCCCUCGGCAGCGUGUGGCCAUAUUGACUAAUGGAACCCUCCGGAUCAGCCAGGUCACUUACACAGAUAGAGGGAUUUACAAGUGCAUUGGCAGCAGCACGGCCGGAGCCGACACAGUCUCAGUCCGCCUUUAUGUCUCCGCUUUGCCACCCAUGAUUCAGCAGACACAACAUGAGAACAUCACCCUCCCAGAGGGCAGCAACGCCUACAUUCACUGUACUGCCACAGGUGCCCCUCAGCCUGUCAUCCGCUGGAUCACACCUGAUGGUGUGCAGCUCACUGCUUCCCAGUUUGUUAAUGGACGCAACCUCAUCGUCUUCCCAAAUGGGACCCUCUAUAUACGGGGACUGGGCCUUGGAAAUGCUGGGAGAUAUCAGUGCUCUGCCAGUAACACAGUGGCUUCCAGCAGGAGAACAGUAAUCUUGAGCAUAAGAAGGAAUCUGUCCUUAGCCAAGGCCAGUAUCACAUCAUCAUCCCCAGAGAGAACAGAUGUGAUCUAUGGGGGGAGACUGCUGCUCAACUGUGUGGCAAAAGGAGAGCCAGAGCCCCGGAUCAUCUGGAGGACACCCUCUAAGAAGCUGGUGGAUGCUCAGUACAGUUAUGACCCCAGGAUCAACGUGUUCCCGAACGGCACUAUAACCAUUCAUUCUGUGACUGACAAAGACAGUGGUGACUAUCUGUGUGUGGCACGUAACAAGAUGGGUGAUGACUACGUUUUGCUGCGGGUUAACGUGCUGACCAGGCCGGCUAAAAUCAAACAGAAGCAGCAGCAAUCCAGUCAGGAGGUGGUGUACGGUGGAGACCUGAAGGUGGACUGCGUGGCUUCUGGUCUCCCCAACCCCGAGAUCAGCUGGGCACUCCCGGAUGGGACCAUGGUCAACCCGGUCAAACAAAGAGAUGGUGUAAGCGGAGGGCGCAGUCGCAGGUAUGUGGUGUUUGACAAUGGGACACUAUACUUCAAUGAUGUCGGCAUGCCAGAGGAAGGUGACUACACUUGCUAUGCUGAGAACCAACUUGGCAAAGAUGAGAUGAAGGUUAGAGUCAAAGUCAAGGUUGCACCUUCCCCACCAAAAAUCCAGGAUAAAGACAAAAAUAUUGUCAGGGUUUUCUAUGGUGAAACCACUACACUAAGAUGUAACACCAAAGGGGAAUCAAUGCCGGUCAUCACAUGGAUAUCCCCUACAAAUAGAGUGAUAUUUCCUGUUUUAGACAAAUACCAGAUCCUGGAUGAUGGGACACUGGUGGUUCAAAAGGUCCAACGUUUUGAUGGAGGUAACUACACCUGUAUGGCCAGGAACAAUGCAGGACAAGAUCAUAAAGUAAUCAGGCUGGAGGUCCUGGUAACAUCUCCAGUUAUCAACGGCUUAAGUGGAACUGCCAACACUAUCAAAGUAACCGCAGUACAGGAUCAGCGGAAGUUGGUGGACUGUGUGGCAAAGGGAACCCCGACUCCCCGUAUCAUGUGGGUUCUACCAGGAAAUGUGAUCCUUCCUGCACCGUACAAUAGCAACAGAAUGACAGUUCACCAGAAUGGUACCUUGGAAAUCCGGUCACCCAAGAGGACAGACUCGGGGCAGCUGGCUUGUAUCGCUCGUAAUGAAGGAGGGGAGGUCAGGCUGGUGGUAAACUUGGAUGUGAAGGACGUUGAGAGGCAACAAAUGAGAGGACCAAAAACAGAUAGCCUGUCACUGACUGUGGGAAAUUCCAUGACUUUAAAUUGCUCUUUUGAGGGCUCACCACUACCUCAUGUCACUUGGAUCUUACCCAACGGCACACCUUUACAUAGUGGUGCUCGGUUCUCUAAGUUUUUCCACCAGCCAAACGGCUCCUUGAUCAUCAGCAACCCCUCUGUUGCUGAAGCUGGUAUGUACCGCUGUCUGGGGCGUAAUUCUCGAGGGCUUGUGGAGCAUACAAUCACAUUGUCUCCAGGGAGAAAGCCAGAGAUCAAUAACAGAUACAACUCUCCUGUCAGCGUCAUGAAUGGGGAAGGACUUUUGCUUCAUUGUCAAGCCAGUGGCGAACCUCUCAGAAUAACAUGGACACUACCUAGUGGGGUUGUCCUCAACAGGCCACAGAGAGCUGGACGAUAUGCUGUAUUGCCCAAUGGGACCCUUGCCAUCCAACAAGUAUCAGUCUAUGAUCGGGGGUCCUACGUUUGCCGAGCUGCAAACGAAUAUGGAAGCUCUCUGCUUUCUGUGUCAGUAAUUGUGAUUGCAUACCCACCUCGAAUUACCAACGGCCCUCCCCCUGUGAUUUAUGCUAAACACGGAGUUGCUGUUCAGUUGAAUUGCAUAGCAACUGGGAUCCCUAGAGUGGACAUAGCAUGGGAAACGCCUGAUAAAACCCGCUUGGCUGUCAGUGCACAGGCACGCCUUUUUGGAAAUAAGUACCUCCAUCCGCAGGGUUCCCUCAUUAUCCAAAACCCAACACAAAGAGACGCUGGCGUCUACCGAUGUACAGCCAGGAAUGCCAUUGGCAUAGACACUAAAGCUACAUUUCUCAAUGUGUUCUGAAGAAUUUCACUGUUCGUCAUAGACCAUUUCCAUACUGUAUGCCCAAGCAACUGCCAACUUGAACAUUUUUUAAUGAUCAAAUGUUUUAAAACUGCUGUCACAAUGAUAAAAUAAUGAGUUGAUUCAAACCUGCAGUGGUGCUUUGAGUGCAUCCUGUAUAGAGGCUAAAAGUUGAUGGUAUUUUGUGUAUACAUAAUGUGGAUUAUGCAUAAUCCACAUCACUGGGAAAUAUCAAUGGGAACCCCAUUUUGAGUAUUUACUUAAAAUGCUAUUUUUUGCUAAAUAAAUACUAUUCAUUUGAGGAAACUACAAUAAUGCCUUGAUUUGAGACGAUCAUAUGUUCCAGUUUGCCGGUAUUGUUUCAUUGCAUAAUGUUAAUAGUUAUUGCUCAUAGACAGAUGCUUUUGUUGUUGCCAUGUUUUCAUUAUUUUUGGUUACCUUUCAGUUGUGUUUUGCAGUUUACCUUUAGGCUUAUGACUUGUAUAGCCUGUUUGGACAGUACAACAUAUCAACUAAAUGAUUUACACACUACUAGCAACAAUUAAUAACUGUAAAAUGAUCAACUUAUGCAUCUCAUUCCACAAGGUAAUGGCACAGGCAUGAACAGUUGUAGUUACCUGAUAUAUGCAGGCCCAACCCCAAUUUUGGCCAAAUAUAAAUAAAAUAUAUGGGCAAAUUUCUAAAAUAAUUAUUUCAAAUCACUCAGGGAGGUGGGGCACACCAUACUAGGAAAAAAAAUGCCAACCAUUCGUAAUGGCUAUUGCUCUUCUAUGCCAUUGCCUUGUGGAAUCCUGUGACUACUAUAAAAUGUACUUAAAGGGCAUACAUUGCCAAAUAAAUUGAGAUAGAAAGUAUUUAGACAGUCCUUACUUUCACAGAAGGUUUUUUUUAAUUCUUUACUUUAAUAAGGUAAAUUGUAGUUCUUUAAUUGUAUCAUGUUGCUGGAGCAUGACUGAUUAGCAAAAUGCUAUCAAUCAGAGUUCUUAUGUGAAUGUAUCAUCUAAAUUUGGACAGUGUGUUCAAAAAUCAUGGCCGUUGGUCACAUAUGCCACGCACAUUUGUCAACCAGUUACUAUAUGGGAAAAAUAUAACAAAACAAAAACAAAAAAAUACUUUUGGGGUGCUGUUAUCGAAGUUGUAGCUUUACGUCAGAUUAAAUGGAAGUAGUUUUUUAAAUAUUCAGGACCAAAACCAUAAUUGGAGGAGGUAUCACACGCUCUCUGUAAAGGAAAAUCUGACAAUCUAAGUUUAUUUUACAUUUCAUGUUUGGGACUACAAAGCAAGUGGUUAAGCAACAGCAUACAAAAUUACAUCAAACUCUGCCCAUAAGUGCCACUCCAGGUAUUAACAGUAAAGCAAGUGAUUUGACUGAUCCUGAUCAGUAAGCAAAGACUCUGUAGCAUUCUCAGCUGUACAUGUAUGUUACUUCUGACAAUGACAGAUUAUGUCAAGCUGUAAAGAACUGCAUAACUUCUCAUCAUGAAAUAUUGUUUAACUUAAUUACAGAAUUCAUUGAAAAUAUGUAAUAUGUUGCUAACAUUUUUUGAGAGGUGAUUUUUGUUUUUUAUUUCGAAUUUGAUACACCAUCGGUAUCCUUUGCCUUUCAUAAAUAUCCAUCUUAAGUAUUUUCUGUGUGUUUCCAUAACUCAAGUCAUAUAUUUCAAUAACUGUUUACCAUCUUAGACUCAUGCUUCUGAAAAGUGCUGAUGCAGGUUCUAUGUCCUCAUUUGUAAAUUAUUUGUCUUUGACAGGCCGUGAUGCAUAGGAAUUUCCCCAUAUUUUAAUAAAAGAUUUCCCACUUGUUUCAA
Dicentrarchus labrax (European seabass) is the source of this 9709-nucleotide messenger RNA. RefSeq names its product matrix-remodelling associated 5a (gene mxra5a). Gene Ontology annotation, cellular component: extracellular region. Bases 288 to 7901 code for a protein of 2537 amino acids. Lineage: Eukaryota; Metazoa; Chordata; Actinopteri; Moronidae. The transcript is spliced from 8 exons. The record is from RefSeq and is a predicted model, not a curated record. Gene Ontology annotation, molecular function: protein binding.